Polyodon spathula (Mississippi paddlefish) is the source of this 907-nucleotide messenger RNA. Its product is annotated as transcription factor BTF3. Lineage: Eukaryota; Metazoa; Chordata; Actinopteri; Acipenseriformes; Polyodontidae. The coding region runs from base 128 to 619 and encodes 163 amino acids. Gene Ontology annotation, cellular component: cytosol; nascent polypeptide-associated complex. The record is from RefSeq and is a predicted model, not a curated record. The transcript has 6 exons.
AGUUCCUUUCUCCCCCCUGCCUGCCAUCUUGCUUCCCGCGUGUGUGUGCUUUUCAGUCAGCGGGUCAGUGCGGAGCUGUUAAACCUCUACUUACCUGCACAGUCACACCGAAGUCAGGCUGUAGAAGAUGAAAGAAACAAUCAUGAAUCAAGAAAAACUUGCUAAACUCCAGGCACAAGUCCGCAUUGGCGGAAAGGGUACAGCCCGUAGAAAGAAGAAGGUUGUCCACAGAACAGCAACAGCAGAUGACAAAAAACUUCAGUUCUCCUUAAAGAAACUUGGAGUCAACAACAUCUCUGGCAUUGAGGAGGUGAACAUGUUCACAAACCAGGGAACAGUCAUCCACUUUAACAACCCGAAAGUUCAGGCGUCUCUAGCAGCCAACACCUUCACCAUUACAGGUCACGCUGAGACCAAACAGCUGACAGAGAUGCUGCCCAGCAUCCUGAACCAGCUGGGAGCCGACAGCCUGACCAGCCUGAGGAGACUGGCAGAGGCUCUGCCCAGACAAUCUGUGGAUGGGAAAGCACCACUUGCCGCUGGUGAGGAAGAUGAUGAUGACGAAGUUCCAGACCUUGUUGAGAACUUUGACGAGGCUUCAAAGGACGAGGCAAACUAAAUAUCACCCAGAAUGGAGACUCAUAACUUGAAUUGGCUGCAUGAAGCUGCUAUUUUAUAUUUCAGUGACUUUAUUUUGUAAAUGCUUUCUUUUUGUAUUGUUCCCUUUUACCGAUCAAGUAUAAAGAAUAAUUUGAACAUACAGUAUUGGAAACUCCAGAGUCUUGCAGCUCUUGCUUUCUCUCAAGCAUUACGGUAACAUAAACUUGACCCAACUUUGCACCCUGGUUAAACUGAACAAGUCUGGAAUUUAAAUUUGCAUUUCAUUAAAAACAGAAAAAUGCCUGAA